Solanum verrucosum is the source of this 918-nucleotide messenger RNA. Its product is annotated as ras-related protein Rab7. The transcript has 8 exons. Gene Ontology annotation, molecular function: GTP binding; GTPase activity. The coding region runs from base 91 to 708 and encodes 205 amino acids. Lineage: Eukaryota; Viridiplantae; Streptophyta; Magnoliopsida; Solanales; Solanaceae. Gene Ontology annotation, cellular component: vacuolar membrane. The record is from RefSeq and is a predicted model, not a curated record.
UUCUCGAAAGCUGAUCGUACCAAAACGAAAUUCAAUUCAAUAUCACUGCUCUUUGAAUUUUUAAGCUUUUUUGGUUUCAAAAAAAAAAUUAUGGCUUCUCGAAGGCGGAUGCUUCUCAAGGUCAUAAUCCUCGGCGAUAGUGGGGUGGGGAAGACAUCUCUGAUGAACCAGUAUGUGAAUCGCAAGUUUAGCAACCAAUACAAGGCCACAAUUGGAGCUGAUUUCUUGACAAAAGAAGUUCAGUUUGAGGAUAGGUUGUACACAUUACAGAUAUGGGAUACAGCUGGGCAGGAAAGGUUCCAAAGCCUUGGCGUGGCUUUCUACCGUGGAGCAGAUUGUUGUGUUCUAGUGUAUGAUGUGAAUGUCAUGAAGUCAUUCGAGAACCUUAACAACUGGAGAGAAGAAUUUCUGAUCCAGGCCAGCCCAUCUGAUCCUGAGAACUUUCCAUUUGUUGUAUUGGGGAAUAAGAUAGAUGUUGAUGGUGGCAAUAGUCGAGUGGUGUCUGAGAAGAAAGCCAAGGCAUGGUGUGCUUCCAAGGGGAUACCUUACUUUGAGACCUCCGCAAAAGAGGGAUUCAAUGUGGAUGCAGCUUUCCAGUGUAUAGCUAAAAAUGCUCUGAAAAAUGAACCUGAAGAAGAAAUAUACCUUCCCGAUACUAUUGAUGUUGCUGGAGGAAAUCAACCAAGAUCAACAGGAUGUGAAUGUUGAAGAUGAUCUAAUGAUUUAUUUACUACAAGACGGUUCAAUUCUCUGUAUUUGAUUUUAGAUUCCGGACUCCUCUCUUCGGAAGUGUAAUUAUGAUGUUGCACCUUAAUUUUUUUCCUCCUUGGAUACUUAUUGAUGUUUCAGACUCUACAAUGAUACAUGAUAAUGUACUGUUCAUGAUCCAUUCACUUGACUACAGGUUUGACCCGUUUU